GAGACGAGGAUUGGCAUGUCUGUGAACAACAUCAGGAAGCACUGCACCGAUGAAGAGGUCAUCACUUUGGCCAAGUUCCUCAUUAAAGACUGGAAGAGACUUCUGAACCCUGGUCAGCCUCGCGCUGUCAAAGAGUCUGAAUUGAGGAACGGUUUGGACUCCGGGCCUACAGCUCCCAACGGCUCACCCUCUAGGACACACAGCAGGAUGCUGGAUGUUAAACUAAAACAUGACUCCGAUUCUGAUAAACAACAUUCUGACAAAACCAGAAGAGAGACACAAAAUGACAACCACAUAAGCAACAAAAGACCUGCUGAUGAACCCAGAAUCGAUGAAAAGCAGCUCAAGGAUCUUCAACUUGAGAAACGGCUUCGAGAAACGAGGGAGGAAAUGCAGACACCUGUAGAGAAGCUCCAAGUGGACAAGAGGCAGAGACGCAUGCAGGACCUGCAGAGUGGAAAACACCGAUCAGACCCAGUGAAAGAAGAUUUGAAAAAGAUGAGGUCUGUUGAGCCACUCAGAAAAGAGGUUGAGGAGCUGAGGAAGCAUGAAGACCUGAAGAAGGACAGGAACAGAGAGGAAAGCAGGCCCGAGAGGCCGGUCGGCGCACCUCAACGAGAGAGGACAUGGAGCGAAUCGAAGACAGAACGACCUGCUGAUAAACCGCUGUUUGAAAGGAGAGGCGUGCUGGACAGUAGUAUCCUGUACCCCACCCACUUCCCCUCUCCCCCCCGACGUGCCCGGCCUUCGGUGCCAGUCAAACAUCCAGCUUUGGACAUAAAAAAGGACAGGAAAGACGUUAAAGACUCUUCCUCCCGACAUCCUUGCCCUCACACUCCUCGACCAGCCUCCUUGCCAGUGAAGCCACCUGCAGAGGAAGUCAAGAAGGAGAGGAAAGUUCCAGCGGAGCCAAACGCCCUGGCUGCUCCUCUUCCUUUCCACCUUCAUCCGCCCCCUCUGAGAAAAGAGCCUCCUGACCCCAACGCUCCAUGUCCUCCACUCCCUCUUCAUCUUCACCCUCCUCCUCCUCCUCCUCCUGCAAAGCGUCCAUCUGUGGAUGGGAACAAAGACAAAGACAGCAGCAGGAAGUCAAUCACAGACUCGAAGCCUCCUACACAGAAAAAAUCUGCAGAUUGUGAGAAAAAGACAGGAAAGGCUCAGUGGAUGGCAAAGUGUCUAAAAAAACACUCAGAUGAAGCUAAGAGAGAAAGGAAAGAUUCCUCUGACUCUAAAUCACCUCCUCCCAAAAAGCCAACACUGGAAGUUAAAGAAAACCACAGGAAGGACUCCUGUGACUCAAAGCCAGGACCACCUGUGAGAAGCUUUUCCACCGACUCCAAAUCUGACAGACGUGAAUCCACUGAUUCAAAGAGAAGCAGUUCACCAUCACCAAAGAAGCUAACAGGUGAAAGGAGAGAGUCUUCUGGGUCUAAGCCUGCUCUGUCAGCUCUUCCACAGAGGAAACCCUCCACUGACAGCAUUGAAAGAAAGAGUAGAAUUGAAGCCCCCAGAACUCCCACCACGCCAACCAGCCCAAUGUCACCCAGCUUCAGUUCUCCUGGAGGUCCACUGCCCCCCCACCUGGCUACUGGAGAGUCUAUUAGAGACAAAUGCAUUGAGAUGCUGUCAGCUGCUCUGCGCACAGACAAUGACUUCAAAGAUUUUGGAGUAAACUGCGACAGCAUGGCAGCUGAGAUUGAAGAUCAUAUCUACCAGGAGAUAAAGGCCACCGACCUGAAAUACAAGAACAGAGUGCGGAGCCGCAUCAGCAACCUGAAGGACCCCAAGAACCCGGGGCUUCGCAGGAACGUCCUCGCAGGCAGCAUCGAGUUGAGCCACAUCGCCUCCAUGUCUGCUGAGGAAAUGGCCAGUGAUGAGCUGAAACAGCUGAGGAACGUUCUCACCCAGGAGGCCAUCCGUGAACACCAAAUGGCCAAAACUGGCGGGACUACCACAGACCUGCUGCAGUGUGGCAAGUGCAAGAAGAAGAACUGCACCUACAACCAGGUACAGACACGGAGCGCCGACGAGCCGAUGACCACAUUUGUUUUGUGCAAUGAGUGUGGAAACCGAUGGAAGUUCUGCUGAGGCCUUCAAGGUGAAGCUACGUCAUUUUCCUUUGUGCCUCUUUAACGGCUUAUUUUCUAUAAUCAGGAUGAAACGAGCGUUGGAACUGUUGCAGCUGCUGGUUUAAACAGAUAAUGAUGAUCCCAAAGUUUUUACUUGAACUAUUACAAGCAAUAAGCAUGUAUUAUUAAUCAGUCAAAAAAUCAACCCAGUUGUGAUCAUGAAGCAGUCAGGAUGGCAGGAAUCUUUACUGGUUUUAAUUGCCUUGUCAUGUCACAAAUGAUCAUUUUGUAAAUACCUUUCAAUAAAACUACAUUUAU
Nematolebias whitei (Rio pearlfish) is the source of this 2387-nucleotide messenger RNA. RefSeq names its product transcription elongation factor A (SII), 3 (gene tcea3). Lineage: Eukaryota; Metazoa; Chordata; Actinopteri; Cyprinodontiformes; Rivulidae. The record is from RefSeq and is a predicted model, not a curated record. Gene Ontology annotation, molecular function: zinc ion binding; nucleic acid binding. Gene Ontology annotation, biological process: DNA-templated transcription. Gene Ontology annotation, cellular component: nucleus.